UACCUUACAUUGGAGCACGUGGCCUGCUCGAGUGACGUGUUGAUCUAGGGGCGGGGCCGCCGAGGGGCAUGCAUUGAUCAUACGGAUGUCGUCGCUGUCGAUCUUGGGCUCUGCUCGUCACGGCAAGUGUUUUUUUUUCUAAAUUGGAGCUCCCCCUGUAAACAUGAAGGUGAUCUCUAAGACCUAUGACACCAGGCGGAAAAGAAAAGCGGACGAAUCCACUGCGACCUCCAGGGUGGACUGGAAACGUACCAAGCGCGACAGCAUCUCCCAUAUUCUGGACUCCGACGAGUCUUAUACGUCGGAAGAAGAAGAAACGGGGGAAGAAAGUGACGACAGCACCGAAGAGUCAGAGGACCAACCAGAAGAAACCACACAUGAUGAAGAAGAUGGAGAUGAAGGCCGCAUCAAAAAACCCAGACUGAAGAGCAGGUCUGCCACCAUAGAUAGUGAGAGCAGCUCUGACAGCGACGGACCCGCAGAAAGAGUUAACGUCAAGCGGAGCUGUGUUAUCAAAGAGGAGGACAGCGAUGGAGCGCAGGAUGAGGAGACCAAGGCUCAUAACAAGAAACAGAAGAGGAUGGAGAAGCUUAAAGCACUUGCCAAGAAACAAAGGUCGCGAAGCCGGAGCACCCGCUACGAGGAGACUGAGGAAGGUUCACAAGAUUCUCAUUCACCAUUACCCCCAGAAACACCUUGCGAGAGCGAGGACAGCGGUGACCUGUCCGACUUCAUAGUACAGGAUGACGUGGAGAAUAACAACAACGGAGAGGCUGAAAAUCCAACAUUCAACUAUAAGGAUCUUCUCAGGAAACAUCGCAUUUCUCUGUCCGAUUCCCAUGACUUGUCCUCCCAUCUCCAGAAAAUCAUUAAGGCCUUCCUGAUAAACAUCGUCGAUGGGGAUUUUUUAAUAUCACUAUACGACGGUGUAAGAAAAAAGCGCUACGCCCAAGAUAUGCUGAAAUCGCUGGAUCAUUUGGACAACCGCAUCAUAGGCCCACGUCUGGAGAGACUAACCACCAGCUGUCGAUGGACCAAAAAAUACAAGGAGAGGCUGAACAGCUACCCCGAGCUUUAUGUGAAGAACGUAGCGGCUGAGGAGGCAUCCUGUGAAGCAUGCGAGUUACACCGUACGUGUAGUUACACGGUGACCCUAUCAGGACAAGCCUACGAUAAUGAGACGCUAGAAGAUGAUGACUUCCUAAAGAACGAUAAGCAGAAACUGCUUAUUGGCGGGGUAUGUUAUCGUCGCACUGAAGCGUACCACCAGCUGAGACAUUACAAGUAUUAUCUGUACCAACGAUGCAUUCCCUUAAUUGAUAAAACUAAAGGAGACUCUGCAAAUAAAAUUGUAGAUCUUGCGUUGUCAGUGAUGGAAGACGAAGACUUUCUAAAGAAAGAGGUUUCAUUUCUUGAAGGUUACUUGUGUGAAGCAGAUUACUUCCAGGAGGAGAGGCUUUUCAGUUAAAUUAUUAGUCCGAAAGUCCCGAAAAUACUUGUCUUCUGCAGCUGUAAAGUGUAUGGACGGUGAUCACGUUGAUUCUUGUAUAGGUUGCCGGAUGUUUGAUGUUUUAUAUUUUAUAUUUUUUUUUAAUCCAAGGCUUCCUUCCUGAUCAUCACAUUUACACCAAGACCCGAUGCCACACAUGGACUCUGAAUGUUUUAGUUCUCAGAUGCAUUUUAAAGGGACCAGGGGCCAAGAUUAGACAAAAGAUUCUGCUUCUUCCUUGAAAACAGCGCCAUCCUUGUCCAUGGGCAUGUUUGGUAAUGCAGCCUGUCCCCAUUCACACUCAAAGGGACCGAGCUGUAAUACCAGAUGUAACCCAUGGACAGGAGUGACGCUAUUUUCUGGGAGAUGUUGCCACACAGCGAGUAAUACGGUGGCAUAAAAUCAGAUCAAAUUUUAACACUAAUGGAAUUUUUUAUUGAAGUGGAAUGUUUACAGAUUUUUCUUAUUUUAGUUUUAUGAAGUUGAAGUUUUAUGAAGUGAAAAACGAGCCUGAAAUUUUAGGAAGAUAAAAAAAAAAACUGUUGCAGAUUUUCCUGCAGCUUAUUAAAGGGGUACUCCACUGGAAAACAUUUUUUUAAAUCAACUGGUGCCAGAAAGUUAAACAGAUUUGUAAAU
Molecule: messenger RNA, 2125 nt
Organism: Hyla sarda
Lineage: Eukaryota; Metazoa; Chordata; Amphibia; Anura; Hylidae
Gene: CCDC82
Product: coiled-coil domain containing 82
Exons: 8
Coding region: 164-1468 (434 amino acids)
Cellular component (GO): nucleus
Source: RefSeq, a predicted model, not a curated record